AGGACCGUCUGUUGAGCUGGUGAAAGAAGGCAAGCGUCACGUUUCCUUUUGUGCAUCCUCCGCGCAUCCACCUGCGCCCCCCCUCCCUUGAACCGCGCUCAUGGAGCAGACCCGCACAUCCUACAUGGAGUAAUAAUAACAUCAUCGGACUUCCAUCUUUGUUAUUUUUUUUUUUUGGACCGCCUCCUCAUUGCCGGGGAUGUAAAGUUUAGAUAAUGCCCUGGCUCAGCAUCCUGGAUUGCUAAUAUUCUGAGCAGCAAACUCAAUCUGUCAAAAGUGGACAAAAAUAUGGACUAAUUUUUCUUUUCAACCAUAACCUUCACCAUGGGAUUGUUACAGCUAUUUCUGGUUCUCUGCAUAUUGUGCGCCUCCUCAGUGCAAGGUUUGGGGGUCGACCCAGCUCUGCGCAUCAGCGUGUUGGAUGAACUCCUCGCUGGAGAUGGAUUUGAUGGAGUUACUCAGGUCCAAGGCUUCCAUAGAGAAUCCAGAGCGUUCCACUUUCAAGGUUCUUCCAGGGAAGUGAAAGCCGCCGCUGACGUCUCGCAGCAAAUCGUCCGCAAACUGAAAGGCAAGAACGAGUUCAGCGUGCUGGUGACCCUCAAACAAGAACGUCUCAACUCGGGGGUCAUCCUCUCCGUCCAUCAGUCGGAAAACAGGUUCCUGGAGCUGGAGAGCAGCGGACAACGCAGCGAGGUACGCCUCCACUACCGCACCAAAGGCUCGCAGGCCCGCACCGAGGUUUUCCCCUACAGCCUGGCUGACGACCAAUGGCACAAAGUCUCCGUCGCCGUCAGCGCCUCGCAUGUCAUCCUGCACGUCGACUGCAAUAGGAUCUACGAGCGGGUGGUGGAGGCCCCCGACAUGGACAUACCCGAAGACGGCGCCUCCUUCUGGCUCGGACAGAGAAACUCCGCUCAUGGAUUCUUCAAGGGGGUGAUGCAGGAUGUUGAAAUUGUGGUCAUGCCACAAGGAUAUAUCUCCCAGUGUCCGGACCUGAAUAGAACGUGCCCGACCUGCAAUGAUUUUCACGGACUUGUACAGAAGAUCAUGGAGCUGCAAGAUAUCCUGGCUAAAACAUCCAGUAAGCUGUCCAGGGCGGAGGAGAAGAUGAACGGGCUGGACGGCUGCUUUUGCGAGAGAACCUGCAGCGUCAAGGGGGCGGUCUACCGGGAAGACGAGGGCUGGACGGACGGCUGCAAGAACUGCACCUGCACGAACGGCACGGUGCAAUGCGAGGCCAUCUCCUGCCCACCUCCUCAGUGCCCGGCGGGCACGCUGCCAGCCUACGUGAAGGGCGCCUGCUGCAAGGAGUGUCAGCCCGUGUGCCUUUUUGGUGGGAAGGAGCUGGUGGAGGGCGAUCAGAAGGCUGUGCGUGACUCCUCGAGCAGGUGUCUGCUUUUUGAGUGUAAGGACAGGGCGAUGCAUCGAGUGGUCCCCAGCGAGUUGUGUCCCGAACUCCAAUGUCCCGAGUCUGAUCAGAUCACCUUGAGUGACAGAUGCUGCCAAAUCUGCAGAGGUCACGACUUCUGCUCAGAGGGCCACGGCUGCGUGGAGCACUCGGACUGCGUCAACCUCGAGGCCGGAGCCUGCUGCGUUUGCAAGGACGGCUUCCGACCCCUGCGAGACGAUAACGCCUACUGUGAAGACAUUGACGAGUGCGCUGAAGGGAAACACUAUUGCAGGGAGAACACCAUGUGUGUUAACACCCCCGGCUCCUUCAUGUGCAUCUGCCACACGGGCUACAUCAGGAUCGAUGACUACUCCUGCACAGAGCACGACGAGUGCCUGAGCGGCCUCCACGACUGCGACGAGAACGCCUUGUGCUUCAACAUGGUGGGAGGACACAGCUGCUCGUGCAAGCCGGGCUACGCCGGCAACGGCACCGUCUGCAAAGCUAUGUGUGACGGCUUGUGCCAGAACGGAGGGACCUGCCUCUCACCUAACAACUGCGCCUGCCCGCAAGGAUUCACUGGCAAGAGAUGUGAGACAGAUAUCGACGAGUGUGCGGACGGCUUUGUGGAGUGCGAUAGUAAAUCCACUUGUGUCAACUUGCCCGGCUGGUACCACUGCGAGUGCCGCGACGGCUACCAUGACAACGGCUUGUUUUCCGCCAACGGAGAGUCGUGCGUCGAUAUCAACGAAUGCAAGACGGGCCGUAACACGUGCGCCAACGACACGGUUUGCUUCAACCUGGACGGAGGCUACGAUUGCCGCUGCCCGCACGGCCACAACUGCACCGGCGACUGCGUCCACGACAACAAGGUCAAGCACAGCGGGCAGAUUUGGGUGCUGGACAACGACCGCUGCUCUGUCUGCUCCUGCCAGGCCGGCCAGGUGAUGUGUCGCAGGAUGGUGUGCGACUGCGACAACCCCAAUGCUGACCUCUUCUGUUGCCCCGAGUGCGACCCGCGCUUGAGCAGCCAGUGUCUGCACCAGAACGGAGCGCUGACCUACGGCAGCGGCGACACCUGGGUGGAGAACUGCCAACAGUGCCAGUGCCUGCAGGGGCAGGUGGACUGCUGGCCUCUGCCGUGCCCGCCCGUGGACUGCGAGUUCACGGCGGUGGCCGAAGGCGAGUGCUGCCCUCGCUGCGUGAGCGACCCCUGCCAGGCGGACACCAUCCGCAACGACAUCACCAAGACCUGUGCCGACGAGCACGGCGUCCCGCGCUUCAGCGGCUCCUCUUGGGUCAAGCACGGCACCGAGUGCACCCUGUGUCAAUGCAAGAACGGACACAUCUGUUGCUCAGUGGACCCCAUGUGCCUUUAGUGGCUGGCAAAGGCACCUGUACAGCAUUCUCCAUGUAAAAUACAAGAAAGUUAAAGGGGAAGAAAAAAAAAAGGGAAAAAAAUAUCACCCCCCAACAA
Messenger RNA from Syngnathus typhle (broad-nosed pipefish), 2867 nucleotides. It is a transcript of the gene nell2a, whose product is annotated as neural EGFL like 2a. Bases 325 to 2769 code for a protein of 814 amino acids. Gene Ontology annotation, molecular function: protein binding; calcium ion binding. Lineage: Eukaryota; Metazoa; Chordata; Actinopteri; Syngnathiformes; Syngnathidae. The transcript is spliced from 20 exons. The record is from RefSeq and is a predicted model, not a curated record.